UUAUAAAUGAAAAGUUUAACAGAAAAUGAGAAAAUAUUGAAAGUUAUUAAAACUGUAAAGGAUUUUACAGAAAAUAUGGAUAAGAGGAUAUCGAUACCUGUACUAUUAACAUUUGCAGGGAUUGUUGGAUACAAUUUAUUGAAAACCAAAGGAAAAAUAUAAUAAUCAUAAAAAUAAAAUUAAGAAUUACAAGGAGAGGAGAAAAAAUCAUAAAAUUCAAAUUAUUCUGAAGAAAAUGAUACUAUUGAGAUUGAGGAAAAUAAAUAAUUAGAAAAAUAGUAAUAACAAUUAAAGUAAAGUGAACCUAAAUCGAAGAAAAAGCAAAUAAUAUAAAAAAUAAAUCAAAAAACAAAAAAAUAAUUUUAUACAGAUAAUGAAAUGCCUGCUCCUAAAUUAAUGAUUGAGAAAUAAAUUUCUUAGAAAUAAGAGAAACAUGCAGAUGAUAAAUUAUUUUUCUAAAUCUACUAAAAAAUAAACUAAGAAGAUUCUAAUGAGGACUCUUGA
Messenger RNA from Paramecium sonneborni, 504 nucleotides. NCBI's taxonomy places the organism in Eukaryota, Ciliophora, Oligohymenophorea, Peniculida, Parameciidae. The record is from the annotation of a GenBank genome assembly.